This is a messenger RNA of Clunio marinus, 237 nucleotides long. NCBI's taxonomy places the organism in Eukaryota, Metazoa, Arthropoda, Insecta, Diptera, Chironomidae. The record is from the annotation of a GenBank genome assembly.
AUGGAAGAAGAAUAUUCAUUAGUUAUUUGGUUCAAUGCACAAACUUCCCCUGGAAUGCAUGCGAGCUUUCAAAGCUUUUUGAAUAUGUCUUUAAGACAACAUUUUCCCUCAUGCAAUGAGUUGAACUUCUUACCGUUAAAACGGUUUUUUCAAUUAAAUUUUCAAUUUAUUCAUGCGAUUCAAAUGAAAAUUAAUGCUUGGAUAACAGUGAGGGUGAGAGAAGCUUUAACUUGUUAA